Molecule: messenger RNA, 2604 nt
Organism: Glycine soja
Lineage: Eukaryota; Viridiplantae; Streptophyta; Magnoliopsida; Fabales; Fabaceae
Product: protein CROWDED NUCLEI 4-like
Exons: 5
Coding region: 147-1322 (391 amino acids)
Biological process (GO): nucleus organization
Cellular component (GO): nucleus
Source: RefSeq, a predicted model, not a curated record
CAAGCGUUGCUCAGCCAGAGAGAGGACCCCACCUUUUUAGUAGAUCUCAGGAAUUAGAUAGUCUUCAAAAAGAGUUGGAGGACACAAAAACAAAUACUAAUAAGGAACACGGAGCCCUUUGUGAUGAGAAAACCAAUUUGAAGUUGAUGGAGGCCACCCUAACAAUAAGAGAGGAGGCACUAAGUAAACGGGAAUCUGAGCUGAACAAGAAAGAACAGGAAUUGCUUGAUUUGCAAGUGAAACUUGCUAGUCGAGAAUCUGAUGAAACUCAGAAAGUUAAAGCUGUUCAGGAAGCUGAACUUGGAGCAAGAAAGACUAAUUUUGAAGCUGAACUACAAAUUCAGCUCAAAUUGGUUGAGAAUGAAAUUGAGAUGAAGAGAUGGGCUUGGGAAUUGAAGGAAGUAGAUCUUACACAACGAGAGGAGAAACUCCAGGAAAGGGAGCAUGAGUUGGAAAUUCUGUCAAGGACACUGGGUGAGAAGGAGAAGGAUUUGGUGGAUAUGUCAAGUGCGCUUAAAGAAAAAGAUCAAAGCCUGAGAGCUUCUGAAAAGGAAUUAGAGUUAAAUAAAGUUCUUUUGCAAAAGGAUAAAGAAGAGAUAAACAAAACAAAGUUAGAUGUACAGAUGUCUUUGGUUUCAUUGGAAAAUAAUUUAAGGCAAUUUGACAAUGCGAAGGAGAGACACGAAGCCUUGAAAAGUGAAACAAAUGACUUGUCAGUUUUGGAAGUGAAACUAAAGGAAGAAAUUGAUGUUGUACGAUCUCAAAAGUUGGAGAUAGUAGCGGAGGCAGAUAAGCUGGAAGCAGAGAAAGCAAAGUUUGAAGCUCAGUGGGAGCUUCUUGAUGAAAAGAAAGAAGAGCUGCGGAAAGAAGCAGAAUACAUAGCAGAGGAAAAAAAGGCAGUUUCGGCUUUCAUUAAGAAGGAGCGUGACAAGCUAAGACAAGAGAAAGAGAAUAUGCGUGAUCAGUACAAACGAGACUUGGAGUCGCUAACCUGUGAACGAGAAGAGUUCAUGAACAAGAUGGCACAUGAACAUGAUGACUGGUUUGGCAAGAUGCAGCAAGAGCGUGCAAAUUUCUUGAGGGACGUUGAGAUGCAGAACAGGAAUAUGAAUAUCCUUAUUGACAAGAGGCGUGAAGAAAUAGAAAGUUAUUUGAAGGAAAGAGAAAAAUCUUUUGAAGAAGAAAAGAACAAUCAACUAGAAUAUAUUAAUGCUCUUAAGGAAAAAGUAGCAAAAGAGUACAAACAGGUUUCCUUUGAAAUGAGAAGACUUGAAGUUGAACGACCAGAGAUAAGUUCGGACUGCGAACAGAGAAAUAAGUAAUGGGCUGAGCUAAAUAAGUGCAUUGAGGAACUCAAGGUUCAAAGGGAUAAGCUCCAAAAUCAGAGAGAACUGUUGCAUGCUGAUAGAAUUGAAAUUCAUGCUCAGACUGAAGAAUUGAAAAAAGUGAAGGAUCUUAAAAUUGUCUCUGAUGAUAUUGCUCUGACCGAAUUGCUUAAUUCUGAUAUGGAGUCUAACCAACAAAAAAUCUCUAUGAAGAAAAAAUUGAACCAGCGGACUCUUAAGCAUGAUGAUCAUUUAAAUUCCCCCCAAAAAAUAGAUGCUAAUAAGAUUAGCAAUGGGUUUGAUUCUUCAUUUGUGCAAAACUCAUCUGUUGUUCUUCCUUCUAGCCCUGUUCGAUUCUCAUGGAUCAAACGAUGCACAAAACUAGUUUUUAGGCGUUCCCCUGAGAAGUCACUCGUUCAUGAUGAUGACAAAGGUUGUGGAUAGCAGUGGUCAAAAGCACUUGACGAAUGGAAAAUCUCUUAAUAAUGUUGGCGAGAGGGAGCAAAGGAGAUUUUCUUUUGGAGAACCGAAAGUAAUACUUGAAGUACCAUCUCCAGCCGAAGAUAUUAACAGAUUAAGUGAUUUUGAAUCUGAAAAUAAGAAAGAUGUGAAUAGACCUGUUCCCUUGGUUUCGAAUGGAUGUACGUGAGCAAAUGGAAAAGAGGCCGUGGGAAAUUUGGAAUUGGAGAUCCACUUCAAGAUACAAGGAAGGUAAAGAAACUGCGAUCAGAAGAACAACCAAUCGAGAAUCCUUUAGACCAGAUAACUAAAAGCAGUGCGAUUCUGACCCAAGCAAAUGUAUCGAAGGUUCAGCAGUUGUCUAUAUUUUCAAAUUAAGCACUAGGGAACACUGAAGGUACUGGUGUAGUGAUGGUAGACAAGGUUAUGCAUGUCUCAGAGGUGACUUCUGAGAGGACUGAUGCUAUCAGUCUCCCCAAUCUAGAAUCAGCGGAUCAUUUGUGUGAUCCUACAAUUGUUGUAGAUAAAGGCGAUCUUCAUGGGAACAAAAUUGAUCAAUCAAAUUCUCAAAUUAUCGAGAUAGAUAUACCUUGUGGAUCCGACGUUUUCGCAAAAUCGGAAGAAAUAUGGGAGGAAAAUAGUGGACAAGUUCCUGAUCGAUGAGCAUUGUUAGGACACCAAUGGAGUUUGGAGAGGUAGUCGAUUGAUUGAUUGGUGGCUUGGAGUAUAGGGCAUCUGUGGGGAGAUCAUAACAACUUGGAGUAUAAAAUUUUAUAAAGCAUUAUUUUUUAAUUAUGUUUAUAUUGAUUUUUUAAAAAUA